Molecule: messenger RNA, 2438 nt
Organism: Nothobranchius furzeri (turquoise killifish)
Lineage: Eukaryota; Metazoa; Chordata; Actinopteri; Cyprinodontiformes; Nothobranchiidae
Gene: neff2
Product: neuronal intermediate filament family member 2
Biological process (GO): neurofilament bundle assembly
Cellular component (GO): cytoplasm; intermediate filament; axon
Molecular function (GO): structural constituent of postsynaptic intermediate filament cytoskeleton
Source: RefSeq, a predicted model, not a curated record
AUCACUGACUGGUGCAGUGCAAAAGCGCUCUCUCAUCCUCACCGAUGGUGUGCAGAACAAGGGGGACAUAAAAAAAGAUUCUGAAUCGAAUCGCAAAUUUUUUUUCUUAAACAAAAAAACUCACAGCAACAAAAACUCAUCAUGAGCUACGAAUCCUUCUUCUCCUACCGACGUCCUUGGGACAAAAACUCUCGAUCCACUAAAUCCUCCAUGUCUUCCUCUCUGUACUCUUCUCCUCGGCUUCAGUCUGGAAAACGGAUCCUGAAGAUGACCUCCUCUUCCCUUCCAGAUGGCUCCCAGAGGAUGGACCUGACCCAGGCCAGCUCCAUCAACACGGAGCUGCUGGAAGUGCGAUCCCAGGAGAGGGCUCAGCUUGUGGACCUGAAUGACCGCUUUGCCACCUACAUCGAGAAGGUGAGGCACCUGGAGCUGCAGAACCGAGCCCUGCUGGCUGAGCUGGACGCAUUGAGACGACGUCAGAAUGAUCCAUCCCAUCUUCAGGCACUCUAUGAGGGGGAGGCUCGGAGUCUGAAGGCCCUGAUCGACUCAGAGAACAAUGAGAAGAUGAAGAUGGAGGCAGAGAGAGACUACCUGCAGGACGUGUGCGAGCAGAUGAAGGAGCGAUGCGAGGAGGAGGCAAGGCAGCGUAUAGAUGCUGAGGAGGCCCUGCAGAGGGCCAGAGAGGAGGCGAGCAGAGUCGUGCUUUACAACUGUGAUGCUGAGGCCACGGUGGUGUCUCUGUGUGAUGAAAUUAUGUUCCUGAAGAAAGUCUUUGCAGAAGAGCAAGCAGAGCUUCAGGCCCAGCUGCAGGUAUCUAACAUUACAGUGGAUGUGGAGUUGUCCAGACCUGAUCUCUCCACCGCCCUUCGAGACAUCCGGGCACAAUAUGAGCGGCUAGCCAACAAGAACAUGCAGGCUGCUGAGGACUGGUGCAAGAGCAAGUUUGCAAGUGUGGCAGAGAUGGCCAGCAAAAACAACGAAGCUGUGCACGCCAUCCGAGAAGAGACCAUGGAGUACCGCAGGCUGCUUCAGUCCCGCUCCUCGGAGAUCGAGGCUCUCCAAAAUGUCAUCAACUCUCUAAAUAAACAGCUGGAGGAUCUAGAGGACACACAGGCUAAAGAGGUGGAGAAGUACCAGAUGCGGAUAGGUGAGCUGGAGCAGGACAUCACUGAAGCCAAACAGGAGAUGGCUCACUACCUGAGAGAGUACCAAGACCUUCUCAACGUCAAGAUGGCCCUGGACAUUGAAAUAGCAGCGUACAGGAAACUCCUGGAGGGGGAGGAGAUUCGGCUGACGUACCCUUCCCUUCAAGCUCUAAUUUAAAACCCAGAGGUUACCGACCUCAACCUGAACCCUUCACACCCCUCCAUCUCUAACCUGAGCAUCUCUCCUUACAUCACCCCCUCCCUCCCUCCCUCCCUCCCUCCCUCCCUCAUCUUCAUUCAUCAUCAUUCCUCCUCCAUAAUCCUCAAAAACAAACAACAAAAAAAGCAAAUGAAAAUCUCUUCCCUCCCAAGAUGGCUGCGCCCUUGUACUGAACAAGAGGUCCACAAGAAGUCCCCCUUCUUCUACACACGUUCUGACACCACGCAUCAAGAAGACGACAAACAGAGUGGCUGCAUUGCAUUAGUUACAGGCUGAUUCAUUUGACUUCCUCUGUGAUUCAGGCUCAGGACCAAGCAUCGGAGCUGGCCGUGGGACUUAACCCAAACCUCUCUGCACAAACAACCGGCCAACUGUUUGUGAAGGAGGAGAAAUAACUCCUGCUAACUCUCAAUGCUUGGGUUGGAUCUGCAUCACUCAGAGCUCUACAACCAGUUAGUCAGUGUUCUGCACCCUAUAGCUCCAAAGUAGUAACUGAGUAAACCAGUAACCAUCUUUUUAUGUUUCUAUUUCAUUUGGAUCUAACUGUGCAAAAUAUAAAACAGUAAAUAUUUCUAUCUGCUUUUCCAUUAUGGAUAAUUGGCUUUAUCAAACCAACAAUAAAACUCUUUUUCUUCCUGCAGUAUCUCGUAGAUUUGCUCAUACCGUGGAGGAAUGUUUGUUUUUCUGGUCUCUCCUGAGAAAUAUUCAGUGUUUCUUCAGCCACUGUGUACCAGACUAUUUUUGUUCUGUGGGUUAAUUUGAAGCUAAGAAAUAAAACCAUCCAUCCAUUUUCUGAACCCGCUUGUCCAUGUAGGGUCACGGGGGGGGGGGGGGGGGCGCUGGUGCCUAUCUCCAGCGGUCAAUGGGCAGUCAGGCGGGGUACACCCUGACAGAGAGCCAGUCCAUCGCAGGGAAGAAAUAAAACAGAAACUAAAAUGCAGGAGCACCUCAUUUCUCUGCUGACUGUAGAACUCUAAGGUAAUUAACGUCCGUAAACGUAAUACCAAGUUUGCACCACUACGCUUAUCGCAACUGUAAGAGCAAGCAACAAGCUGAAUAAACUUUCAACUGAC